Molecule: messenger RNA, 417 nt
Organism: Puma concolor (puma)
Lineage: Eukaryota; Metazoa; Chordata; Mammalia; Carnivora; Felidae
Gene: TSHB
Product: thyroid stimulating hormone subunit beta
Biological process (GO): G protein-coupled receptor signaling pathway
Cellular component (GO): cytoplasm; extracellular region
Molecular function (GO): hormone activity
Source: RefSeq, a predicted model, not a curated record
AUGACUGCAAUCUACGUGAUGUCCGUGCUUUUUGGCCUGGCAUGUGGACAAGUGAUGUCUUUUUGUUUUCCAACUGAGUAUAUGAUGCAUGUCGAAAGGAAAGAGUGUGCUUAUUGCCUAACCAUCAACACCACCAUCUGUGCUGGAUAUUGUAUGACACGGGAUAUCAAUGGCAAACUGUUUCUUCCCAAAUAUGCUCUGUCCCAAGAUGUUUGCACCUACAGAGACUUCCUGUACAAGACUGUAGAAAUACCAGGAUGCCCACACCAUGUUACUCCCUAUUUCUCCUACCCGGUAGCUGUAAGCUGUAAAUGUGGCAAGUGUAAUACUGACUAUAGCGACUGCAUACAUGAGGCCAUCAAGACAAAUGAUUGUACCAAACCCCGGAAGUCCGAUGCGGUAGGAGUUUCUAUCUAA